Molecule: messenger RNA, 1918 nt
Organism: Dichomitus squalens LYAD-421 SS1
Lineage: Eukaryota; Fungi; Basidiomycota; Agaricomycetes; Polyporales; Polyporaceae
Exons: 14
Coding region: 95-1918 (607 amino acids)
Molecular function (GO): metalloendopeptidase activity; zinc ion binding
Source: RefSeq, a predicted model, not a curated record
GCUACAGAAAGUCAAGUCGGCAGGGAACUGCUCUUCAGCGAUCCACUGCCCUCUACAUUCUUUUGAAAGCACGCUCUCGCAGACACAUUCGGCCAUGAAGUUCUCUUACAGAUUCGUGCAGUCGAUCUAUCUCGCCGUCGUCUCGGCAUCCAUCGCCGCUGCUGCUCCUGCCUUCGAGGGAGCCCUGAAGCAUGCCACAACGCAAGUGCGUGGCGUCCCUGGCUCUGACCUCAUCGUUGAGAGCUACCAUCCCCCGUCUUUGUUUGAGACCUUUGGCGUGAACGGCGGGGAUCACUCCCUCUCGGAUCGGGCCGAGUUCAACCUGAAGGAUGCUGCAGUAUCCUUCGUCCAGUCCCGCUUGGGCGUGGACGCCGGUACUAUCGCUCACAGGACCAGCUAUGCCAACGAUGUCGCGCAGCACGCGUACCUGCAGCAACAAAUCAACAAUAUUCCGAUCGCAAAUGCCAUUGCCAACAUUGCCUUCAACAAGGCGAACAAAGUUGUGUCAUUUGGGUCGUCGUUCGUGAAGCCAUCUACCGUGCCUUCUACUACACCUUCCAUCUCCGCUGAUGACGCGAUUGCUAAGGCUGAGAAGGCUCUGUCCGGCACGUACAACAAUCACACGACUUCACUCCAGUUCGUCGCUCAGAAGGACGGCUCGCUGGCCCUUGCUCACGUCAUCCAAAUUCAAAACAAUGCAAAGGCUCAAUUAUACGAAGCGUUCAUCGACGCCCACUCUGGCGAGCUUGUCCAGCUCACUGAUUUCGGCGCCGAUGCAUCGUACCGUGUUCUGCCGAUCACAAAGCAGAACGUGACCCAGGGUUUCCAAGUGCUGACUGACCCUCAGGACAGGCUUGCGUCUCCGUUCGGCUGGCACAGCGACGGGGUCAACACCACGAACAAUACCUCCGGAAACAAUGCAAACACUUGGGUUGGCGUCUCCGGCAACGUAACCUACCAGUCGGCCCCCCACCUUACCUUUGACUACGUCCAAGACCCAAGCCAGCAACCACAGACGUAUGAGCCGAAUGUUGAUGCUGCACGCGUGAAUGCGUUUUACCUUGUGAACACCGUGCACGACAUCACGUACCGCUACGGGUUCACCGAAGAUGCGUUCAACUUCCAGUACAGCAACUUCGGCAAGGGUGGGGCGGGAGGCGACCAGGUUAAUGUCUCGGUUCAGGACAGCACAGGCACGAACAACGCUCGCUUUGUGACCCCGCCCGAGGGGCAAUCGCCUACCAUGUACAUGUAUCUGUUCACUUUGACGGACCCGUGGCGGGAUGGGUCGCUCCAGAACGAUAUCGUCGUACACGAGAACACACAUGGCUUGACUAACAGGAUGACCGGCGGUGGCACGGCAGCCUGCUUGCAGACCACUGAGUCCCAGGGACUGGGCGAAGGCUGGUCUGAUGCGUUCGCGGAGUGGACCGAGCAAACUAAUGAUGUUGUACUUGACUGGGUGACUGGACCCUAUGUCCUGAACAAUACUGCAGGCGUGCGUCACUACCCGUACUCGACGAAUGCGACCACCAACCCCUUCAGAUACGGGGAUUUGCAAACCUUGACGGAGGUUCACGAUAUCGGCGAGGUCUGGGCCAACAUGCUCCACAAUGUCUAUGCUGGCCUCGUCGCGGACCACGGCUUCUCGCCUAAUGCCCACACGGAUCCCACCACUACGGGUGGUAACACAGUCUAUCUCCACCUCUUCAUCGACGCCCUCGCUCUCCAGCCUUGCAACCCGACGUUCGUGCAGGCUCGCGACGCUUGGAUCCAGGCGGAUGUCAACAGGUACCACGGCUCAAACUUCUGUACCCUUUGGGCAGAAUUUGCAUCUCGCGGUCUUGGCGUCAACGCUGCUAACUACACGGACGACACUACCGUCCCCGCUGGAUGUAAUGCCACCGUCGCUGUCUGA